UCAAAUUCUAAUAGACAUUACACAACAUAGGAACCAAUAAUAGUAUCAAAAAUAUUAUUUAUCAGUCACCUUUACAAGUCGAUGGUCUAUGUAUAGGCAUUUAAGAAAUAUGAUAAUUAUUCGUUAACAUAAAUAAGAUGUGAAAAUGACAUGUAUGUCAUUCGGGUCACCCUCAAUCCACUGACCACCCAUUCAAUAAGUACUGGUAGAAGAUUUAUCGAUCUACAAUUCACCCACAUUAUUCACCCACCUAUUACGGUUUGGUUUAUUUGCAGGUCAGUCAAUGUUAACCCAGAUUCAAAGACUAUUUGGAAAAGGAAAACCCAGAAAUUAACUGUGGCUGGGUCUUUUUUGGGCCUCUUUUCCGUGUCCUCGAGGAAAAGGAAAACAAACCAACUACAUCCCCGACCCAAGCUUAACUCCGCGCUCUGUUCUUACUUCUUACCUUCUCCUUCCCGUCGUUCUCCUCGAAUUCCCUGUCCACCCAGCCGCUUCGACCAAACCCUAAUCCACCGAGCGAUUCGACCAAUAUCCAAUCGACCGGAGCAAUUGGCGGCCGCUCUCCAGGUCGCCGGCGUUGUCACUCCUCAGCAAUCGGUGGCCGCUCUCCCAGUUCUCCCUCCCGGUCGCCAGCAGAGGGCGACGGUCGUCUGUCCGCUCCAGCUCACUCGAGCAGUCAAGCUCGACGAAAAAUCCACCCAACGCGAGGCCAGCUCUGCCUCUCUUUGCCUCCCUGUCUCGCCCUCCCUUUGCUGAAUUUGGUUCUUGGUAUGUAGAUAGAUAUAUGUGACGACUGACGAUUCAUUUGUUUGUUGAUUGAUCUCUAAUUCGCAUUAUACUUCUGGAAGUUAUUCCUGAUACUCUAGAGUUAAUUGAGAACUUGGUCUGAUUGCAUACUCCAGAGCAGGCACUGUACAACUACAUGAUCUCGAAUCCUUUCUUUCUGUGAUCUCCGCGGCUGUUGUCAUGACUUAAUGAACUUAAUUUCUAACGUUUUGUUGUUGGCUGUAUAGCUAGUGUGGUCAUAUAUACGUACCCUAGGUAGCUAGCAAGCACGUUUUGGUGCUUAUAAACAGACACAUAUCCUCAGUUUAGAAUGCUGGCUGCAGACUGUACCCCUCAUCAGAGGGCCACUUUUGGUCUCCAUGUUUAGAUGCUAGGAAUUAUUCAUUCACUUUGGAUUGUUUGUGUAGGGUAGCGAUUUUCCUCACCGGUUUCUGAUGCCGCCGCCAAUGGAGCUGAAGGAAUUCUCUUUUCCAGCGGGUUCCGUCCCCUUGGCAGUGAUUGCAGCUGCUAGGGUUUCAGGUUUCAGUCUCCCAGCCGAGUCUGGGAAACCUGCUUCCACGCCGACCUUUGUCUUCUCCAAUGGGCUGGAAUUGCACGGCACGAAUGUACUCAUUCGGUAUAUCGGCCGAGUCCCCAGCAGCAUGCCGAAUUUCUACGGCCAGGGCCCUUAUGAAUCCAGCAAGGUCGAUGAGUGGCUGGAAUAUGCCCCUAUACUGUCAUCAGGAUCUGAGUUCGAGAACGCAUGCAAGUUUGUGGACUCUUAUCUGUCGAAGAGAACCGUUUUGGUAGGAGAGUUUUUUACCAUUGCUGACAUGGUAGUCUGGUCAGGUUUAGCAGCUACUGGGCCGAGGUGGGAAAGUUUAAGAAAGUCAAAAAAAUACCAAAAUCUAGUCCGUUGGUUCAACUCUAUAUCUGCAGAGUAUGGAGUUUUGGAUGAAGUAACUUCAGCAUAUGUAGGGAAAAAAGGCUCAGGAAAGCCUGUGGCUGUAAAACCAAAGGACCAACAGGCUGCUGUUAAUGGGGGAGACAUCAUGGAAAAGGGGAAAGGAAGCAGCAGCAGGCCUUCAGCUGAAGUCGACCUUCCGGAGGCUGAAAUUGGAAAGGUGAAAUUGCGGUUUGCACCAGAACCCAGUGGCUUUCUUCAUAUUGGGCACUCUAAAGCGGCUCUCUUGAACCAGUAUUUUGCCCAGAGGUACAAUGGUGUUCUCAUCAUUCGUUUUGAUGACACCAAUCCUUCCAAAGAAAGCAGUGAGUUUGUGGACAAUCUCUUGAAAGAUAUACAGACUCUUGGUAUCAAAUAUGAGAAGGUCACACAUACUUCGGACUACUUUCCUGUGCUGAUGGAGAUGGCCGAGAAGUUGAUCAGAGAAGGGAAAGCUUAUGUUGAUGACACACCACGUGAACAAAUGCAAAAGGAAAGGGGGGAAGGCAUCGAAUCAAAAUGCCGGAGCCAUAGCGUGGAAGAGAAUAUGGAACUGUGGAAGGAAAUGAUUGAGGCAUCCGAACGUGGACAGCAGUGCUGCCUCCGUGGGAAAUUGGACAUGCAAGAUCCGAACAAAUCUCUGCGUGAUCCAGUGUACUAUCGAUGCAAUCCUGUUCCUCACCAUAGAAUUGGGUCCCGAUACAAGUUGUAUCCAACAUAUGAUUUCGCUUGUCCGUUCGUUGAUGCCGAAGAAGGUAUUACUCAUGCACUCAGAUCAAGCGAGUACCAUGACAGAAACAGUCAGUACCACAGGAUUCAACAGGAUAUGGGGCUAAGGAAGGUUCACAUUUUUGAGUUCAGCCGGUUGAACAUGGUGUAUACAUUGUUGAGCAAACGUAAUCUUCGUUGGUUUGUUGAGAAUGGAAAAGUUGAUGGUUGGGAUGAUCCCAGGUUUCCGACUGUUCAAGGUAUUGUUCGCAGGGGGCUCAAAAUUGAGGCAUUAGUGCAAUUUAUUCUCGAACAGGGGGCUUCCAAAAACCUUAAUCUAAUGGAGUGGGACAAGCUUUGGACAAUUAACAAAAAGAUAGUGGAUCCAGUGUGUCCUAGGCACACUGCUGUUAUUGAAGACAAGUGUGUGUUGCUGACCCUGCGUGAUGGUCCUGAUGCAGCAUUUGUUCGCAUCAUAGCUAGGCACAAGAAAUAUGAGGGUGCCGGAGAAAAGGCCACAACAUACACAAAGAGCAUAUGGAUUGACCAAGCUGAUGCUCAGUCCAUCUCAGUAAAUGAAGAAGUAACCUUGAUGGACUGGGGGAAUGCCAUUGUGCAGGAAAUUGUGAAGGAUGACGAUGGAACGGUGAAAGAGUUGUUUGGUGUUUUACAUUUGGAAGGCUCGGUAAAGACCACUAAGUUGAAGUUAACUUGGCUGCCUAAGAUAAAUGAGUUAGUGAAGGUGUCAAUGGUGGAGUACGAUCAUCUGAUCACUAAGAAGAAGCUGGAGGAAGAUGAGAGCUUCAUGGAUGUCCUCAACCCAUGUACGAAGAAGGAGACUGCUGCUCUCGGGGACUCAAACAUACGAAAUUUGAAGCAUGGAGAAAUACUGCAGCUGGAGAGGAAGGGGUACUACAUCUGCGAUGCUCCUUUCGUCAGACCCUCAAAACCCGUAGUUCUCAUUGGAAUCCCGGAUGGCCGCGGUCGCUAAGCGAAGCGCACUGGCAUAGCAGACCUAAGCGGCACUCUUUCCAUUUCAUUACAGCUAUGUCCUGCUGAAGCCCUCAUACAAUAGUGUUCUUCGUAGCUCUCAGGUUUUGUAUCUUUUGAGGUUGGAAAGGUAAUUUAUAAAGUAGAAGAAAAGAAAUUGAGAGAUGUUUCGUUGGCGAUGACUGAUGAUAGAACAAUGAGCAACAAAAGAACAAAAGUUUCGUUGGUAAUCACUUUAGUUGUCACUGGUCGCUGCAUUUCUCCAUUGCUAUGAUAUUCAGCGCUCUGAGUGAUUUUUGUUCACUAAAAGUGCCAGAAACAGCCUUUUUCUUUCGAGUGAUUAUGUUCACUAAGGUAAUUCUUUUUUGCGGAAAUAGAUAGAGGAUAUUGAC
Molecule: messenger RNA, 3798 nt
Organism: Linum trigynum
Lineage: Eukaryota; Viridiplantae; Streptophyta; Magnoliopsida; Malpighiales; Linaceae
Source: the annotation of a GenBank genome assembly